Archocentrus centrarchus (flier cichlid) is the source of this 3560-nucleotide messenger RNA. Its product is annotated as carcinoembryonic antigen-related cell adhesion molecule 1-like. The transcript has 10 exons. Bases 130 to 1119 code for a protein of 329 amino acids. Lineage: Eukaryota; Metazoa; Chordata; Actinopteri; Cichliformes; Cichlidae. Gene Ontology annotation, cellular component: membrane. The record is from RefSeq and is a predicted model, not a curated record.
UGGUCACGACACAAGCUCCGAUACGCGCUUCAAAAAAGUCUCCCUCAAUUACUCGACACACGCUUCGAAGCCUCGACACAGAACGACACAGUCACUGAGUGAUUAUUCAUUUGCUGAUUAUUCAUCUUUAUGCAUGUCAGGAUGUUUCUGUCUGCGGCGGCCCUGAUCUUCACCUUCACCGCGGUGGGAAGAGCUGUACCCGAGACCUACAAGAAAGGAGGUGUAGCUGUGCUGUCACCAGGCUCUGUGUCCGGGUCCAUCACCGCCGUCAUAUGGAAACGCGGCCAGGACAUCGCUGUGGAGUGGUACGGAGAGGAAACGACUACAUACCAGUACUUCAGAGGUCACUGUGAGCUGAACACCACCACUGGAGAGCUGAUGAUCUCAAACCUGAGUGUGAAGGACAGCGGCAGCUACACGGCAGAGAUCAACAACAGAGUCACGAAGACGACUGAAAUCAAAGUCAUCACCGCCGUCCCCAAACCCACCAUCUCCACACACUGCAACCCUGAGGAGACUCAGUGCACUCUCACCUGUGAUGCCAGCAUCACCAGAAACACAGGCGCAAUCAGCUAUUCCUGGGAAAUAGGCGACAGGCACAUACCUGACUCUCCAAGCAACUGGAUCGACAUAACAAAGAACGAUACAGAUUUGUUGGGAAAACCGAUCAGCUGUCAGUUGGAAAAUCCAGUCAGCAGGGCACGCAGUGACGACAUCAGGAGCCCGUUCACACCUAACAGAAGAUCAGAGGGUGUGAACAAACCAGCAGUGCUGCCAGUUGUGUUGAUUGUGGUGUUUGUGGUGAUUGUGGCGGCUCUGGCUGGCUUAGUGUUUUGGGACAAACACAGACAACAAAAUGCACAUGAAAGUUGGCGUCAGUACUUUGCCCGCUUUGACCCAAGGAGCUGCCAAAAUCCUGAGAGGAGCAGAGGGACUCAAAGAAGCACCAAUGGAGCUGUAACAGGACGUGACUACCACACAGUACCCACCCAGGACCGAGACCUGGAAUCUGUGUCCCAAGAACCCAGGAAUGAAGUUGAGACGUCUGCAGUGGCACCAAAUGCUGAAGAACCACCCGACCAUCACCACCAGCAGGAGGACGAGACAACAGAGGAGUAAAGCUGAGGACCUGUGACGGUGGCCUUUGUAGCUACAUGAGUGAUGAGAGAUUUGCACAGCCAGAUAAGACUGUGCUCAGACACUGAAGCAUGCUGGGAGAUUUUCUGUGCUCAUGCAGAACUGCACAGCGUGAGAGGAGCAGGCUAGCAGCAGGGUGCCUACCAGAAGUAGUAGUUUUCAGAAUUCUUCCAGUGGGUUGAUUCCUGCUCUGGCCUGUUGUGGCAUGUUUGACAGUCCUGCAUUAGAGGGUCAGCUAAACAAAGAGCCUCAGAGGUCCAUUCAUUUCUCUGAUAAGCUGCUUUCUUGCACUUUAUGUGCUGGUAUGAAAGUCUCAUUAUGAUUCCAAUGAUAAACAAGAAAAGUGAAGCUAUGCUGGAUUAUAUUUAUAUUAAUUUAUUUUUAUAGCAGGAAUGAUGCAUACAGGGCUGUCACACUAUCAGGUUUUCACUUUGAUAAGAUUUUACAUGUAGUUCACGAUGCCAAAAUUGUAGUUUCAUGAUGUGGUUGAAGAAAUCCUUCGCCGACAGUCUUAAUGUAUAACAUAAAGUUUAUUUACAAAAAAGACAGUGUCAAAACGGGCGCUUUCCUUUGCGACCUGGGAGAGGGUAUGUCUCUAAUCGCCCUAGCUCCCAGAACAUAAGAAGAGACAAAGGUUAUAUAGUGUAGUGUUGGCAACCCCCACAUCCUACCUUCCAUACAUGGUUAAGAAAACAGCUCCAGCCUCCUAACCUAUAGCUGGACAUCUGGACAUCUCCUUAUAUGGCAAGCUAGAGAUCCUACAAGGACAUUCUAUGCAUUCCUUUGUGCUGCAUCUCAAGUUACCCUUCUGCACAAUCAAUAAAGGCUUUAAGGAGAGAGACCAUAUAUGCAUACAUAGAGUUUUAACAGAACAGUACAGCCACUACAUAGUAUUUUCUGAAAAACCAGGUAUAUCUUGUUUCCUGCAUGUAUGUGAGGUCAUUCUCUUUUUUGGAGAGAGCAACAAAAGGUUACACUCUCAUACCAUUCACUGAUCAAAGCAGCCCUGAACUCAAGGCCUUAAUCCUAAAGGAGAAAACCUAAACAUAAAUGCAGUUUAACACACAAUUUAACACACAGAUCGAUCAGACACCACAUACAUUAAUAACUGUGAAAUCUACGUGAAAUUGAAGGAAAAAUAAUCACUCUAAAUAAUUUUCAUGAAUUCAGCUGAACUAGUGUGAGCACUGAUAUAUGCAGUAUUCAGUUUGCACAAGUAUCAUGGCACAGAGGAUUGUUGAUGAUAUGUGCAUUUUUAGCAUAAAUGUGAACGUUACUGUGGAAAUGGGAAAAUCGUGACACUCCAAAGUAAAAUAGCACACAGUACUUUUAGUCACGCCUGCACUUUCUGUAGUUCCAGCUUGUGUGGGUUAUUUUUGUUAUUUACACACAUGGUGACUGAAUGCAUUAAUGGUGCCAAAUGCUGCCUAUAGUGCAUUGAUAGGGAACCAGAGUGCAUUAACCCUUUAAAGCCUGAACCAUGAAAUAAUUGCCAAAAAAAAUUAAUUAGUUUGCAUAUAUGAGUUUUAUAGGCUGUAGAUGUCUCAAAAACUAACAUAACCUCAUGUAUGAAAUAUUCUACACUUGGUAUUAAGGGAUUUAGAGCUCUUGUACAGGUAUUUAUUUUCUCUAUCCUGGAGAUUUUCAUGUUUUCAUGAAUUCACUGUCUGUCCACUAGAGGUCGCCAAACUGAUGGCUCACUUACUUGUGGGCCGUCUUUAAGUGAACUUGAACAUAAAACAAAAUCUCCAGGGGUGAAAAUGUUUCUUAUUAAAUCCAGCACGUUUGUAUCAGUAUUUUAAUGUUUGGGAGAGUUGUAAAACUUUUUAAAUAUUUAUUUGUUAGCACAUUUCUGCCUUCACCUUUCUGUGCAUGUUUUUUGUAUUUAUCUUUAUACGUUUAUUGCAUUAUGUUUUGUUACGUUAUGCAUUGCUUUCACUUUAGAUGUUCAGUACUGCUCUAUUAAUGUGACUGACUGUGUUGCAUUUAUUACUGUAAACACACAAACCUCUGGACACUAAACUGCCUUUGUUUGUUUGUCUUUAUUAUUUUAGCUGAUGUGCGGCUCAAAUUAAAAAAUAGCUUCAGUUAAAGGGUUAGGCUUCCUUUUAAUUUGAACUAUUUUAACCCCCAAACAUCAGCUCACAGGUCCACUCUAAGUGCUUCCACUUUGCUUGAAUGUAGAACAAACUUUACUGCACUGAAGGAGCACUGUGAGUUGCCUAUGAUAUCACCACCAUGCCUUAAGUGCCAUAUAGUUCAGAUGCUAUUGUGAGAGCAUUAUUCAGGAACUAUCAUAUAUCAGGCUUUUCUCGCCAUCCAGGUUAUGUGAAAUGCACUGAAUGUUUGCUAGUUAAAGUCCAGAAUAUGGGAACAGGUUUAGUGCAAACGGACAAACUGGUGUUAAUCAUUUUUCUGUUUUG